ACCGCCCAUCACACACCCCAGCACACCAGCGCAGGAAACUUAUAACCUCAGGAGGCAGGUCCCUCCCCUCACUGUGGUCACAAACCUCCAGACGAGCAGACCGGGCAGCUGCCAGCUCCUGCCACUCCAGGCACCUCCUUUGCUGGGACCCUCAGCCAGCGCCUCGGGCUUCCCAGAAAGCUCUCUUGCGCCAUCUGGUAGAGGAUAUCUCCACUAGCCUUUGUCUGGGAGAAUCUCACCCACUCUCUGAUGAAUCAUGGACAUUGGAGCUCUGCGGGACUCUCCUGUUGCUCACAGGGCCUCGGCUCCCUGUUUCUGAUUAUGUUAUGCCGCCAGGCUCAGGGUAUUCUUCAAUGACUCAAGCCCGGGAUUUCCACCACUUCCUUUGCUGGAGAAGACUCCAAACUCACCAACUCAUCAAAAAGCCAAGAUGUUGGUAUUACUGGCUGGCAUCUUUGUGGUCCACAUCGCCACCGUCAUUAUGUUAUUUGUUUCCACCAUUGCCAAUGUCUGGGUGGUUUCAGAUGUUUCAAGAGAAUCAAUAGGCCUUUGGAAAAACUGCAGCAACGGUAACUGCGAGGGACCCCUGCCAUAUGCCGAUGAAGAUGCGCUCAAGGCAGUGCAGGCCUUCAUGAUCCUUUCCAUCAUCUUCUCCGUCAUCUCCCUCGUGGUCUUCGUGUUCCAGCUCUUCACCAUGGAGAAGGGAAACCGUUUCUUCCUCUCAGGGGCCACCAUGCUGGUGUGCUGGCUUUGCAUUAUGGUUGGGGCCUCCAUCUACACUCAUCAUUAUGGGAGCGGUUAUGGAAAUAUAUACGCCCAAAGCCACCACGGCUAUUGCUUCAUCCUGACCUGGAUCUGCUUCUGCUUUAGCUUCAUCAUUGGCAUUCUCUACCUGGUCCUGAGAAAGAAAUAAGUCUGAACAAGUGUAUGGGGAUCUGGGGGGUGGGGAGGAGGGAGCCAUGGAAUCUGGGAGGGAAGUGAGAGUUGCUCUGCAGGAAAAGCCAAGCCAGGGGAGGGGGGAGGGGGGGAGGACAUGAGGGUGGGAGAGGCUGAAACCCAAACUGUUACUCAGGAGGUUUCCUACUGUCAAGCUCCUGCCCUUGGGAGAAAGUAGUUGGCUAGAACUUCCAUGCUCCCGAGAUGUGGGCCAGAGAGCCUCUCUCCAGCCACCAGUUCUCAGUUACACACACUGCAGGGGGCCCACCGGCUGCCACACCACUGGCUCUGCUUCUGAGGGUGAAUUCUGGGUCUUGCACUGUGGUCCUCAGACCUACUGCACCAAGUUAAAAUAGCGGUACAAGUUCCAACAAGGGCAGAUCUUGUUUUUGUACUGAGUAUGCUAAGCCUGGAAGCCCUCCUGCCCUCCUGACCCAAAGCAAAACAUCACAUUCCAGUCUGAAGGGUCCCCAGGAGGGCUUCGGCUAGCACGCCAUUAUCCCUCUUGAAAGCAAAUAGUUAGCUCUGUGCAAUUCAGUGGUAUUUGCGACAAAAUGGUUGGAAGGGACAUAGUCAUGAAGCCAAAUUGGUGGGUUAGUUAAAUCAAGAAAGAGAACUUUUCACAGUACUCAGACAGCUGUCCCUCCUGGAUACUUCUUGCUACGGACUUUGCUAGGCCUCUUGCUUAGAGCUAGGGCGGCUCUUCUGGAGUUUCUGUAAUGCCACAAAUGACCAAUUCUGUGGUGAAAGCACCACACUAAUUAUGGGCUCACGGGGCAGUCUUGCAACAAUGCUAUAUUAGGGUUAUGAUUUUAGGAUUCCCUCUCCCUGCAAGCAAGGAUUCUUUUAAAUAUAGAAUGAGAGAAACAGACAUAGCUCCUUGUAAUGCACUCUGUUACUCUCCCUCGAAAUUAUAAACUUUUCAGGAUGUUUUAUCUAAUUAUCCAUAUUGGGGACCAGAGGCAACUCUGGCUUUCACACUGGCUGGAGUGGUCAGCUUUCAGAAAGCCUGCCUAUCCUGCUUCAUAGGUGAGGCAAGACAAUUCUGGAAGCUUAUUGAAACACACACAAACCAAAACCAAACAAUAGGUCCUUGGGUGAAAGGUGCUAUGUCAUUGGAAAGUGUUAAGCAUAUUAGAUUUAAGUCAUGAUAAGAAUGGAGUGCCUGUGCUCCCAGGAAAAUAAGAAAAUUUCUGUGAGAGAAGUAAAAUUAUAGGUGAUGGGCAGAUAUUUUCUUUAAGGACAACACACACACACAAAUCUCUGGUGGUGCCAGGUCAGAUGGUAAUUGAUCUGCCUGUUGCCACAGAGCUUUUCUAUAUAGGACUUAGAAGUAGUAUGUUAUUCCUGGUUAAGCAGGCACUGCUGUAGCCUGGAGCAGCUAUUUUAAGCCAUCUCAGAUUCUGCCUAAAGGGUUUAUUUUAGGAAGACAUUUCCUUGAUCACCAUGAGAAGAUCUACCUUAGGGAGAAUCUGAGACAUCUUGCCUACUUUUCUUCUCCUAGCUCUCUCCUCAUGUCAUUCCUUAUAUACUUUUCCUUUUUGGGGAGUUGUUAUGAUUGCUAGUAUUUAUGUAAAAGGACUCUUACUAAGUAUAUUUCUCUAUGUUCAUUCUGGUUAAGGGAAUGUUGAGGACAGACCACUGAAUUAUCUGGGUUGAAGGUAGAGAGGCUGGCAAGCAAAAACUAUGGGAUAAUAAACUUUUUACUAUCAUUUAAUUAUCAUAUGAUUAUAGAAGGUUGUCUUACGUGCAGAAGCCUAUUUACAUAUCAGAUAUAUUCAAAAGAGAUAAUCACAUUAUGUUAAAAAGUCAGACUAUGACUGGAGUGAACCAUGUAGUCCCAUGUCUUUUACUUUGUUUCUGUGCCAUUUAUGUCUCAUGUAACUGCAUUACAUUGGUGGGUUGUUCUAGUACUGUAUUUGGCUUCUUCUUUAAUAGAUUGAUAUUUCAUAUACUAUAAUUGUAAAUAUUUUGAUACAAAUGUUUAUAACUCUAGGGAUAUAAAAAUAGAUUCUGAUUCCCUUCA
This is a messenger RNA of Myotis davidii, 2962 nucleotides long. It is a transcript of the gene EMP1, whose product is annotated as epithelial membrane protein 1. Gene Ontology annotation, cellular component: plasma membrane. Lineage: Eukaryota; Metazoa; Chordata; Mammalia; Chiroptera; Vespertilionidae. Bases 431 to 913 code for a protein of 160 amino acids. The record is from RefSeq and is a predicted model, not a curated record. The transcript has 6 exons.